AUGACAGAUCAAGCCUCUAAAACAGCAUGGAAAACUGUAACACUGAUCAAGGUGUGGAAUUCAGUGCUCGAAACAGAAGUCUAUCAGUCAACUCUGUUCUGGAACGAUGCACCGCUCACGAUCCUUACGAUAGAAGAGUCACCGACGCUUGCAGUUGAAAUAACCUCCACUGGUAACCCUAAAACGCACGUUACGAUACGCAAUGGAGAUCCAAUUGAAACAGUACACAGCCUCAUUCUGUCUCUUCAAUCAAAUGUACUCCUUUUCACUGUCAAUUCGGGACUUGCAGUAACACCCCCGUCACUAAGUUCGGCAUCCUCAACAACAGUUCGACCCACCACCACAACCAAGCCACCUCGUACUACCCGGACAUCACGCCCCAAUCCUACCCGCAACGGCAAGUCCAAACAUGGCGUAGGGGGUGGUGCAAUAGCCGGAAUAGCGAUAGCAGGCAUCGUCAUCCUCGCCCUCAUCAUAGGCGGCUGGUACUUCUGGCGACGCAAGAAGCGGAGGACACAGGCACCCACGACUACGCUCACCGACGACGAAUUAGCGAGGCGAGAAGGCGACGGCGAUAAGAUGGUCCUCGAUACGGAUCACAACGCGACCAGAACGGGAGCGGACCAGACCGAAUACCAAGAGAUGUCGGGCAAUGGCCUCACUCAGGAAUUGGAUCGGUCGCACUCGUACAAAUAUGCGGUGGGGGGAGCGCAGGAGCUCAGAGCUGAGGAUCAGCCGGGAGAGUUGCCGUACAAUGGGAUGGAAGAACAUGGGAGAGCGAAUGAGACUGGGGUCGUCGGAAUGGACGAUGGAGGUGAUGGCAGGAAUGCGGUGACGAUACCAAUACCGGGGGCGAACAAUCCAACGUCACAAGUCUCGCCACAUGUGGAAGCGCAGCGAAAGAGAGAAGUGGAGUGGUUAGAGAUGGAAGAGACAAGAAUGAGACAGCGGCGAGAAGCACUUUUACAACAGGGUGGUGGUCAACACACGUAA
Alternaria hordeiaustralica is the source of this 993-nucleotide messenger RNA. RefSeq lists its product as uncharacterized. The coding region runs from base 1 to 993 and encodes 330 amino acids. NCBI's taxonomy places the organism in Eukaryota, Fungi, Ascomycota, Dothideomycetes, Pleosporales, Pleosporaceae. The record is from RefSeq and is a predicted model, not a curated record. The transcript has a single exon.